Bactrocera latifrons is the source of this 755-nucleotide messenger RNA. Its product is annotated as probable inactive serine/threonine-protein kinase slob2. The record is from RefSeq and is a predicted model, not a curated record. Lineage: Eukaryota; Metazoa; Arthropoda; Insecta; Diptera; Tephritidae.
AUGCGCAGUGUGAACGCUCCUACAUUAGAAACUAUUCGUAAAACAUUUGCUUCAGCUUCUAGUACUACUACUACCAACUCCUCCACCAUAACCAAGUCCAACUCAAAUUCCUCGAACGCUACCGAUACAAUCGAUACUACUACCAGUGCUACUACAACAAGCAAUAAUGUUGUUGCAAACGUCGACGCUGCUGAAACAGCGCCCUUUACAACAACACCACCAUCACCACCAACCCAUUCACCAUUCUUUAGCAAGCUACCAGUAUCGCCUUCCUUUGACGAGAUGUUCGCCACGUCACCGUUCAAGAGCCGAAUUUAUGACGAAUUCGAAAGAUUUUGGCGUAGCUUUGACCAUACCACAUAGCCAAGCAGUUUUCUACACACCUAUGUAUAUUGCAACAACAAAUUAAAAAAAUAAAUAAAUGCAACAGCAUUUCGUGUGAUUUGCAACUAGCAAGCCGAGUAUUCCCGAACCCUGUGAAUGAAACCCCGUAUUGUGUAGCCUUAACUACUUACGUCUUAUAUACACCUACUACCACUACUACUACUACAAUUACAACAACAAAAAAAUUAUUAAGCUAUUUUUAUUUUAUAUAAAAUAUUACUAAAAUUUAAAAAACUACUGUUACAAAACCAACCCGCUUGUAUAAUUAGUAGGUGAAAAUUAUGUCUGUAUGCUCUCAAUUAAAUAAUUAAUAAUAUGUAUGUAAUAAAAAUUAAUGCAGUUCUUUGUUGAAUAAAAAAUACAUAUUUGUU